Molecule: messenger RNA, 1498 nt
Organism: Etheostoma cragini (Arkansas darter)
Lineage: Eukaryota; Metazoa; Chordata; Actinopteri; Perciformes; Percidae
Exons: 8
Coding region: 71-1474 (467 amino acids)
Biological process (GO): T cell activation; positive regulation of ERK1 and ERK2 cascade; interleukin-15-mediated signaling pathway
Cellular component (GO): external side of plasma membrane; membrane raft
Molecular function (GO): protein tyrosine kinase binding; MHC class II protein binding
Source: RefSeq, a predicted model, not a curated record
ACAUGAACUUCUGCUUUUAGAGGACUUAGCAAUAAGCAAGACAAUCUGCGAGAAGACAUCUGAUAGAAGGAUGGUUUUCUUUUCUUUGUUAAAACUCUGUCUUCUUUCUCUCACUCAGGCAGCAGCUGGACUUCAGUCAUUUGAUAAUUUGGUGACGUUUGCCAUUCUAGGAGAUACUAUUACUUUGCCAUGUGGCAAACCCUUUAUUAAAUCCUGCACUUCUGUUAACUGGAACAUAGCUGACAAGGUUGGAUUAGAGGUGGUGAAGGCUGGAAGGGUCACAGCUCCGUACGCCUUCAGGUUUGGCCUGCUUAAGGACUGCUCUCUGGAGAUUAAUAACCUGGUACUCGAUGAUGCACGCCUUUACUCUUGUCACAGUCAAGUGUUUAAUUCAAGUGUUUCCCUUCAGAUUCUUGAAGUUACUGAGAGCUCAACUUCUGAAAAUGGUAUAAUAGAGCUUCACUGUUACCUCAAUACAUAUAGAGGACUUGUCUUCAACUGUAACAACAAAGGGAUACAUAUCAAGUGGGGCACUGAAGAUAAUACACCAUUGAAUGGGAACAGAUUUUACUAUAAAAAUGUCUCUGAUUGCUUCUCUAAACUGUUCAUCACUGAAAGACUGACAGACCAUCACAGAAAAUGGAAAUGUCAGCUGACUCAGAAUGACACGGUUAAAGCAACCAUCACUUACACAACAACAAUAAAAGAUGGUAUAGAGGAAGUGUUUGCUGCAGUCGGUGAGUCAGUGACACUCUCUUGUAGCAACACUUCCUCUCUUGGUGUUGGUAACAGUGUGAAGUGGACUGUGGGUGAAAGGCCACUGACAGAUGAUAUGUCAUCUUAUAAUGGCCAAACAGAGGCAGUACAUGUGAAUAAGGACUCAUCACUGUUCAUUAGCAAAGUGACUGCUCUGCAUGCCGGAGACUACCAGUGUUCAGAUUCCACUGACCAGCAAAAACUGUUUAACAAAAUCAGGCUGCAUACCCUCGAUGUUACUUCAGAGCAUGGGCCAGGAGGUGAUAAUCUCACUUUGACUUGUGUACUUAUCUGCACUAAAGAAUGUGGAAAAGACUUCAACUUAACAUGGUCUGGAGGCAACCUCGAUAGCAGGCCGAGCUAUGACAAGAACACUCUCACAAACAGGCUCUCUUUCCCACUUUUAUCAAUGGCAUCUGCUGAAUUAACUUGCUUUGUGUAUAGAGAGGGUGAUGUGAUGGCAUCAAAGAAGUGGCGCACUAUUAACCCUCUGCAAACACCUGCGUGGGCAGCACUUCCUCUAGCCCUCCUGAUAUGUGUAACUGCUGGAGGACUCUACGUGUACAUGAAGAGGAAGCACAACAAAGAUGCAGGAAAUGAACAGCCAAGUGUUGGAAUGACUCAUGUUUACGGUGUCAUUCAAGAUGUAAAUAAUGAGGAACUACACCAACCUGCAACCACCAACAGUUUCUAUGAUUUAUUGCAGGCUGUAAACUAGAAAUAAAUAAAAGUGUCUAGUAUU